Molecule: messenger RNA, 195 nt
Organism: Closterium sp. Yama58-4
Lineage: Eukaryota; Viridiplantae; Streptophyta; Zygnematophyceae; Desmidiales; Closteriaceae
Source: the annotation of a GenBank genome assembly
AUGCUGGCAAACGAGAAGGAUGCGUUUCAAGCAGCAGGUGUGACUCUCAUCAUCAUUGGGCCGGGCUCCAUCCAACAGGCGCAGCAGUUUGUCGAUCAAACCAGCUUCCCAGGAGAGGUGUAUGCGGACCGCCAGCGCGCGUCAUACGAGGCGCUGCAGUUCGUCUCGGGCCUCUCCACCGUCCUCUCUCCCACC